Molecule: messenger RNA, 2000 nt
Organism: Acanthaster planci (crown-of-thorns starfish)
Lineage: Eukaryota; Metazoa; Echinodermata; Asteroidea; Valvatida; Acanthasteridae
Source: RefSeq, a predicted model, not a curated record
UCACCGGCGCGCAUAAAAACAACAGGGGAAUUUCCAAAUUCCACUGUAUUUCCGGCCAGUGCUGCCUCAUCGACAGUAGCAGCACUCAGUGUUCCAUAUUACUACUGCAAACGGACUAGAGCUCCGUAACACCACAUCGACUUCUGUCUAGCCGGAGCUAAUUGGGAAUUUUAAUCAUGCAGAAUACAAGAACAUGAACGUGUUGAACGUCUGGCUGGAAGUGAUUAAAAGCAGCAUCGUCUUUCUACGGUUUAGGAACGAAUGGACAACGGGGUUGCUUCCCUGGACUUGAAUAACACGGUUCAAAACACAUUAACUACGCCAGCAAGUGGAGCGGCUCUAAAACCGGAACAUUUGAUUGAAAUUGUCGCAGCAAUUGAGACAUUCCUCAUCUUCCUUGUCGGACUUUUGGUAUUUCUAUUCGGCAACGGCAUAGUUAAAUGCAAGAAAAAAACUCCAACUGGAGGUCAAACACAGACUACGGAUAGCACAUACAGUGCUGUAACGAUGGACCAACCAAACGAAGGCGCCCAGCAGCCACAAUCAGUCGAGACUGACCAGCCGGAUGGAGUACCAUCCCUUGGGGCUCCCCAAGCAGCGGGUGGCGGUUCGGCAGAUUCUCGCCGAGUAGCCAGCACCAGCGAUACCAGCAAAUCCUCACCAAAUUCCCAAGGUUCAGCAAGCCACAGCGCCGUGGGAAAUUUGGUCAAGGAGUUGGAAAUUGACGGAGAAAAUUGCCCAUUUCUUGGGAAGGUUCAACAUAGCAAGUUCCGGUUCGAAUCAGAUGGAGCACAGGAAAUGGCCCAAGGAAACGAGGCCGAUUCGACAAGAGAACAGGGACCCUCACGUACAGAACCGCCCAAUGCAUCUGGCCUUCGGAAGAGCGCAGGACCGGGAGGCGGUGAUGCAAGAGGGGCCAGCCGUGGAACAGCAGGAGUGACAAUUGGCCGCAUGAAAGUAAGCGGGGUCAAUUGUCCCGUCAUGACAGAGGUGAAGAAUUCCGAGUUUACUUUUACUUCUAGUUCACGAAAAAAAUAGAUGUCUUACGAACACGACAUGCAUUCAAUAUUCCAAACGUGUAGCUCGAAUGACUGAAGAAUUUAGAACACUUGCAGUAAAGAUAAAAUAUUAAAAUACAGAAAAACAACGAUUGAGGGUGAAAUUACAAACGAGAUUCUUUCAUCUCUUUAAAACUGUUUUUUUGUAAAGUAGGAACCAACUCAACCACCUGUACGUCUUUCUUGACGUGCUUAACUUUAUAUGAAGUAUUAGAAAUUUGUUGAUCAUCUAUUCAUGUUUAGAAAUUCAGCUCUUUCGUACGGCAGUGCAUGACACCAUCGUUCACAAAUGAAGACGGGGGAAGAUGUAGAUCUUGGCACAGAGCCAAAACAAAAAGGCUUCUGUGACAUGCAGGAUCCGACGAAAGAUCCUAUGAAAGUUUGGAUCGAGGAGCGGUCGAAAGACGAGCGUUCCUUUUCAAACUUCCACUUUUCAUGCAGACAUUCAGUUUAAGGUAAAAGUAGCAUCCAAUCUAAUGCAGUCUAAUCUGCUGGUUCGUUCCGUUGUUUGGUUCUCGUCGCAAUUUAGUGUCGCAAAAAUGUAGUUAAUGUACGCGUAGUUUUGUGUGAACUUAUGGCUCUAGCCAAAUUUAUAUUUUAUUCGUUUUUCUAUAAAGCAUAAAAUCUACUGACCAAGUUUUUGCUGUAAAUAUCGGUGCUUCAUUCCAUUUGAAUAAAAGAUAUCUUUUUAUUAUCUGCACGUUAAAAGUAUGGAUGAUAAUCACUAUCAAAAUGGCAACUUUGAGGUUUAUUGGAUUUCUUUUAAACAGUGAACCUUUGAAUUUCAAACUGCACAUUUUCUUAAAAUCGUGUAUUCCCAUAUUUUCUCUGUCCAUGUAUUACGCAAUAAGUAUAUGAAAUUGUAACCAUUAAUGAUUAAAAACCUAUUUUACACAGGUAGCGUUUUUUGAAUUGAAAAAUUAAAAUUUUAAAUUUGUAAAA